AUCCGCUAUGCUGGCGCUGCUGACAGUUCAGUUCAGUUUAUCUUCUAUCAGCCUAUCAUUCACCGAUGGAGGGAAACUGAUUUUUUUCCUUGUUCAGCAUCCUGUGGAGGAGGUUAUCAACUGACAUCUGCUGAAUGUUUUGAUCUCAGAAGCAACCGGGUAGUAGCAGAUCAAUACUGUUACUAUUAUCCUGAAAAUAUCAAGCCAAAGCCAAAACUUCAAGAGUGUAAUCUGGAUCCUUGUCCUGCAAGUGAUGGAUACAAGCAGAUCAUGCCCUAUGACCUCUACCAUCCCCUUCCUCGAUGGGAAAGUACACCCUGGACUGCCUGUUCCUCAUCCUGUGGAGGGGGCAUUCAAAGCCGCAGCAUCUCAUGUGUGGAAGAAGACAUUCAGGGGCAUAUCAGCCCCGUGGAAGAAUGGAAAUGCAUGUAUACUCCAAAGAUGCCUGUUGUCCAGCCUUGCAAUAUAUUUGACUGCCCAAAGUGGCUUGCUCAGGAAUGGUCUCCGUGCACUGUGACUUGUGGACAAGGACUCAGAUACCGUGUGGUCCUUUGCAUUGAUCAUAGGGGGAUGCAUACAGGAGGCUGUAGUCCUAAAACAAAGCCACACAUAAAAGAAGAAUGCAUCAUACCCACUCCUUGCUACAAACCCAAAGAGAAACUUCCUGUGGAAGCAAAGUUGCCGUGGUAUAAGCAGGCUCAAGAGCUGGAGGAAGGAGCAGUGGUGUCUGAAGAACCAUCGUUUAUUCCUGAGGCUUGGUCCACCUGUAGUGUCACUUGUGGAGUGGGCAGCCAGGUGCGGCUUGUGAAAUGUCAAGUGCUCCUCUCUUUCUCUCAGUCUGUGGCUGACUUGCCCAUCGAUGAAUGUGAAGGUCCCAAACCUGUGUCUCAGAGAGCCUGUUACAGUGGUCCCUGCAGUGGGGAGGCGACCGAAUAUACGCCAGAGGAAACUGAGCUGCUGUAUGGCAGCUUGCAGGAGUUUGAUGAGCUGUACGACUGGGAAUAUGAGGGCUUUACAGAGUGUUCAGAGUCCUGUGGAGGAGGUGUCCAGGAGGCUGUGGUGGCCUGCCUGAACAAACAAACCAGGGAGACUGCAGACGAGAUGUUAUGUGUUACCAGCCGCCGUCCUCCACAGCUGCUGAAAGCCUGUAGCCUGGACCCCUGCCCCCCAAG
Pelecanus crispus (Dalmatian pelican) is the source of this 1172-nucleotide messenger RNA. NCBI's taxonomy places the organism in Eukaryota, Metazoa, Chordata, Aves, Pelecaniformes, Pelecanidae. The record is from RefSeq and is a predicted model, not a curated record.